Exophiala viscosa is the source of this 1426-nucleotide messenger RNA. RefSeq lists its product as uncharacterized. Bases 193 to 1269 code for a protein of 358 amino acids. The record is from RefSeq and is a predicted model, not a curated record. NCBI's taxonomy places the organism in Eukaryota, Fungi, Ascomycota, Eurotiomycetes, Chaetothyriales, Herpotrichiellaceae. The transcript has 2 exons.
ACCGUUCCGCAUCCACGGGAAAGAUCCUAGCUAGGGUCUCAUUACGGAGUCUCAUGGCCACAAAGGCACAAACUACCGCUCGAACAGGGCGGUUCUCGUUUUACCACCUGUGUGUUCUAUUUCUCGUCCUGUUCCGCUCUUGUUUCAAGAUCAUCCGCGUAGCUCCCAACCCUUCUACGUGCCUCGGGCGCAAUGAGUCCUCGCAAAGCCCUUGGGGCUGUGGUUUUGAUCAUAUGUCUAUGCAAUGCUCUGCCAUCAGUGCCUGUUGCUACGAAUCCGAUUAUUACCACUGCUACUGUGUCGACAGUCGUGCCUUCUUUGCUUACCAUAUAUUCUGUCGUGCCCGCUACCGAACAAUCUGACACGACUUCAGUGAUCACAACCACGAUCAAUGGCCAACAGACAACGUUGACACCAUCAGACAGCGUAGUAGCGGGCUCCGUGACGAGCACCAUCAUCUCUACCAUUUCAAUAACAACCACCGAGGUCGUCGUCAAAACAAUAGGUUAUUCAACAGUUCUGGGCCCUGAUACAGCCACAUCGACCAUCUCUUCAACCACGUCUAUACCCAUUACCAACACGACAGUAUCGUCAUCAUCGCCAGCAACAUCCAUUGCAAUCUCACAAACACCAACCAGCCAGGCUCUUGUUCAGACAAUCUCCACAACCGGAAUAGUGAGCUCCUCGACUAUCGUUUCUGCUAGCUCCAGGGUUUCGAGCACCUCGACCCAGGACAUCAUCUCGAGCUCGUCGACAACAUCAUCUGCCUCCUCGACAGCCAGUACGAUCAGUGCACUAUCCAAGUCUUCGUCGCACUCGUUAUCUGCAGGUGCCAAGGCUGGAAUCGGCAUUGGCGUCGCUGUCGGUGUUCUGGGUUUGAUCGUUGGAUCUUUCUGUCUAGGACGACGAGUCUCGCGCCGGAGUAAGGCAGAGGGCGCCGAGAGUUCCAAUGACCCCGCGCCAGGCAUUACCGAGGAGAAGGAUGCCUUUCGAGCCGGCCGCCCUUACGAAGACACGGCACCGACAAAGCUCGGCGCUAGAUCAUUGAGUCCCAAGAAUGGCUAUUCAGGUACUACAACAGAAGUGGGUAGUGGAUCUUUGGAGAGAGAGUCAAUCAGCACUUCGAGCCCAACAAUGCCUGCGUACCAAUAUAACAAUCCGCGGCUUUCCGCCCUUCCACAGCUGCAGGACAAUGAUCCGAUGUAUGUUGGAGUACCGAGCCACAUGUCGGGGUCAAAACGUUGGAGUAUGAAAGAGUACGAGAUGUGAUGAUGUCCACUGAUCAGCAAUCAGCGUCGUGGAUGGUUUGGGGCUGAGAGGAUAAGGGUUCGGGACAAGUCUCCCUGCAACAGCGGUUGGAAGUCGAUGCCCAGCGACCACGGAGACCUCGUGACAUGGACACCAUUCACAAAGCCAGAGGUUACAC